Messenger RNA from Lagopus muta (rock ptarmigan), 3409 nucleotides. RefSeq names its product plasminogen (gene PLG). Gene Ontology annotation, biological process: proteolysis. Gene Ontology annotation, cellular component: extrinsic component of plasma membrane. NCBI's taxonomy places the organism in Eukaryota, Metazoa, Chordata, Aves, Galliformes, Phasianidae. The transcript has 19 exons. Bases 85 to 2493 code for a protein of 802 amino acids. Gene Ontology annotation, molecular function: serine-type endopeptidase activity; signaling receptor binding. The record is from RefSeq and is a predicted model, not a curated record.
UUUGAUGCCUCUUCAACCUAGUGCAAGUCGAUAAAAACUUUGUGCACUGACAGACAACUUCCAGCGCCCGCCAGGUGGGCCAAAAUGGGAAUUAGCAAAGCCACUUUGCUCCUUCUUUUCUUGCUCAGCUCAGUGCAAGGAAGCAUACUAGACAGCUAUGUGAGGACAGAGGGAGCUUGGCUGCUUAACUCAAAGAAGCAAACUUAUAAGACAAGUAGUAAAGAAGAAUGUGCAGAGCAAUGUGAAACUGAAACUAAAUUUUCUUGCAGGGCCUUCUUAUUCACCAGUAAAGACCAACAGUGUAUAACAUUGGCUGAGAACACCAAAACAGCAGUGCUAUUCAGAAGAACAAAUGCAGUUCUUUAUGAAAAAAGAAUUUAUCUUCUAGAAUGCAAGGAAGGUAGAGGGAGCGAUUACAGAGGAACAGAAGCCAAAACUCAGAAGGGUGUGGAAUGCCAGAAGUGGGCUGAUACUGCACCCCAUAAACCUAAUUACACACCUGCAAAAUACCCUGACGCAGGGCUGGAGGAAAAUUACUGCAGAAAUCCUGAUAAUGAUGAAAAAGGACCCUGGUGUUACACAACAGAUCCUAAUACUAGAUUUGAUUACUGUAACAUCCCAGAAUGUGAAGUGGAGUGCAUGCACUGCAGUGGAGAAAACUAUCAUGGAGUAGUUGCAACAACAGCAUCUGGGCUUGAGUGCCAACGCUGGGACUCCCAGCAACCUCAUUCUCAUGGAUACCUCCCUGAAAAUUUUCCAGAGAAAGAUCUGAAGAUGAAUUAUUGUCGUAACCCUGAUGGUGAACCUCGGCCCUGGUGUUUCACUACCAACCCGAACAAACGCUGGGAAUUUUGUGACAUUCCUCGUUGCACAACAUCCCCACCUGUAUCUGCACCAGGGCGUCAGUGCUUGUCAGGAAGAGGAGAAGACUAUCGAGGCAAGAUAUCUGUUACUGAAUCAGGGAAUACCUGCCAGCACUGGAGUGCUCAGUUUCCUCACAGACAUGCUCGCACUCCUGAAAACUAUCCCUGCAAGAAUUUAGAGGAAAACUAUUGUAGAAACCCUGAUGGUGAGAAGAUGCCAUGGUGUUACACCACGAAUGCAACUGCUCGAUGGGAAUAUUGCACCAUCCCUUCCUGUGAUGGGAAAGAACCAGAUAGCCCUGCUGUUGAUCAGCCUGAACAAGCUCAAGCAACUGAGGAGUGCUACCAAGGCAAUGGUGUGAGUUAUCGUGGUACAGCUUCUUUCACUAUCACAGGGAAGAAAUGUCAAGCCUGGAACUCAAUGUCACCACAUCGUCACAAUAAAACUUCAGAACACUUCCCAAAUGCGGACCUGAGGCAGAACUAUUGCAGAAACCCAGAUGCUGAUAGCCGCCCAUGGUGCUACACCACUGACCCAAGUGUGAGAUGGGAGUAUUGCAACCUGAAGAGAUGUAAUGACAAUGUACAGAUGACCCUACCAAAACCUCCUCAGACAACUCUGGAACCAAAUCCUGAUUGCAUUCAUUCAAAUGGUAUAGAUUAUCGUGGCACAGUAGCAAGAACUGGAAGGGGCCGGACUUGUCAAGAGUGGAGUUCUCAGACACCACAUAAACAUGACUACUUCACUCCAAGGACUCAUCCAAAAUCAGGCCUGGAAAAAAAUUAUUGCAGGAACCCUGAUGGAGAUGUGAAUGGACCUUGGUGCUACACAACUGACCCAAGAAAAGCCUGGGAGUACUGUGACAUUCCCAAGUGCCCUCCCACUCAGUAUGAAUGCGGAAAAGCCAAGACCAGACCAAAGCUAUGUGCUCAAAGGAUUGUUGCUGGGUGUAUUUCACAUCCACACUCCUGGCCCUGGCAAAUCAGUCUCCGGACAAGUUAUGGCUUGCAUUUCUGUGGCGGAACACUGAUAGACCCACAGUGGGUUCUUACUGCUGCUCACUGCUUAGAAAAGUCAUCACGGCCAUCUUCGUAUAAAGUAUACCUUGGAUUACACGAAGAAAGAGCAUUAGAAACAUCAGUGCAGAAAAGAGAUGUUGAGAAACUGUUCAAGGAGCCUCACAGGGCGGACAUUGCUCUACUAAAACUGAGGAGCCCAGCAAUCAUCACCGAUCAGGUAAUCCCUGUUUGCUUGCCGAAAGAAAAUGCUGUGUUAGGAGGAAGAGAGGAGUGCUAUGUUACAGGUUGGGGAGAUACAAAAGGAACUCCUGGUGAAGGCUACUUAAAGGAAACUGGCUUCCCUGUAAUUGAGAAUAAAAUAUGCAACCGCCCUGAAUUUUUGAAUGGGAGAGUCAAAAAACAUGAGCUCUGUGCUGGAAAUAUUCAUGGAGGCACAGAUACCUGCCAGGGAGACAGUGGAGGACCUCUAGUUUGUCUGGACCAAGAUAGAUUUGUCCAACAUGGAGUCACCUCUUGGGGCCUUGGCUGUGCUCAACCCAUGAAACCCGGAGUUUAUGUUCGAGUUUCUAAUUAUAUUCCUUGGAUUAAGAGCGUAAUGGAAAACAACUGAUCCUGGGUAUGGACUGCCCUCUCCUGGAAAGCAGUAUGCACAUUAGAAAUACCAGAUUACAAGUGCAAUAUUAAAGCUACAAUCAUUCCUAAAAAGCAAAAUAAAUAUGAUCAUCCAUUUAAAAUUGCUUUAAGGUAAUGUUUAUUGCCAUAAAACCCAUCUGACUGCAUCACCCUCUUUCUAUACAUUCCAUGGUUUGCUAUGUUUGACAAUAGACCAACACACCUUUGAAAUACUUGUCAAAAAUUCCAACAUCAGCUGUAACUGAAUAUCUGCAUUUCAAUUGUGAGACUCUACAAUGACUUUUUAUUCUAAGUUUAAGAUGUUGUGUCUCCAACAGAUGAAGGAGAAUAUUUGUCAUUUUCUAUGAGCUGUUUGAUCUUUUCACCAAUCCAAUGAUUAAAAAAAAAAAAAGAAGAAACUGUACACAUCUGUUAUGCCUGUGGUGUUUUAUUAGAUAUAUCUGACUGCAUUAAGUACGUGGGAUGAAAAAAUAAACACAUUUGGCUUGUAUUUUUUUUUUUAUUGACAUGGAAAUUUGUGUCAGCGGAAGUACAAAUGUUGCAUAAAACAGUGAAUAAAAAAUACCUUUAUCUAAAAGUUAGUUCAUAGUGAAGACAGAGAAAUAACUGAUGUCAGUCAUUACAGUGAGUAAUGACAAUGCAUGUAGUGUAUUAUAAACUUCUGUCAUCCUCAGGACCAGUCUUGUUUCACUAUAUAACUUGUCUUACCACUGCAUACAGCUUUUUCUUCUCUAAAUGAAGAGGAAAUGCAUAUGCCUGUGCUUACAGGAAAUUAAAUCUGUGCCCAUAAGACCAACAUCUCAUACAAUACAGAUGUGUAUUUGUGACGCUAUAAUGUCAAAUUUCCUCAUGAAGUUUGAAAGAGAUUUAAAAAAAAAAAACAGAAGAGACCC